GUAUGAUUUCACUCUAUCGGUCAAGUUCACUUUGUUGUGAUACUGGUAACCCACAGUCAGACUUUAUCCAUAGGCGUGAAAACUUUGAAAAAUUCAACUUCAUAAUAAAACCUUUAAUAUGCACAAUUUUAAAACAAGGACAGCCAUCCUGAUUGGCAUUGUUUUUAGUGUGGCGCAAAUAUACGGCCAUCAGGCUGAGGAUACCGCAGUCGAAAUUGAGAGGUCACCAGAACUAUCGAAAAUUUCCAGUGCUCAGCUCAAAUUUUCAAAUCGUCUUUACCGAAUUUUGCGAGACCUUGACGAAAAGAAUUUGGCAUAUUCUCCACUAAUUUUCCACCUCGCACUCGCCGCAUUGAAAGGUGCUGCGGAUGGGGACACUCUCAAUGAAAUCAACAUUGCUGCCAAUAUUGCAAAAUUUAAUAAUACAAUUCUUCAAGACGGAUAUCAUGACUUGAUUGAUUUCUUGAAGACGGACGAAAAUACAACAAUCAAAUUAAUUAAUCGCAUCUUUACAUCCAGCCUUUUCAAAAUUGAUGGAAAUUUUGCACGAACUCUGCGUGAAAAAUUCAAUACGCACAUUAAUCCAUUAGAUUUUAGUACCAAUACUACUCUGGCCGCUGCAAAAAUUAAUUCCUUCAUUUCAAACUAUACGAACGGAACCAUUAAGAACUUUGUCUCUGAAGAUUCUUUGGAAGUUACCAACAAAGUCGUUGUUUUAAAUUCACUUUACUUUAAGGCUGAAUGGGAGCGAGAGUUUAUGCCAUUAUUGACUGAAAAACACCCAUUUAUUACCGACGAUGGGACCGAGAUUGAACUCGAUAUGAUGAACCGUGCUGGAUAUUAUCCAUGUGCCGAGAUCCUUGAAUUGAAUUCCACCGCGUUAUCAAUUCCUUAUAAAGGUGGGAGAUUCAGUCUCACAAUUAUUUUACCUGAAAGGGGUAUUCCUAUUUCACAACUGGAAAAGAACCUGGAGGCGUUUCCCAUGCAUGCCGUACUUUCCAAAAUGUCUCAACGAUACAUUCAACUCUCCCUGCCUAAAUUUACGUUGGAGUCGAAUAUCGAUAUGAUCGGACCUUUGCAAUUGCUCGGAGUUAAAACUUUGCUAUCGCCGCACGCCAAUCUUACCAAGAUGUCGAAAAAGCAUGGUCUCUUUGUAAAUUCCUUCAUUCAGCGGACUUUCCUCAGUGUGAAUGAGGGAGGAACGGAAGUGUCGGCUUCGAAUUUUAUUGAAGCUGUCCCCGUCACUCCGAGGUUUUUGGUACCAUUUACAGUGGAUCGACCCUUCGUUAUGUUUGUGUAUGACAGCCUGACCAGUACAACUUUAUUUGUCGGAAAGAAGUUAAAUUAAAACAGCAGUAGCGUCUCUUAAAAUUAAAAUUUGUAUAAAUGUUAAACUAUUUCGGGUUAUUUUGUAGGGGUACUUAAAGUAUUUAUGAACUGUGAAUAAAUAUUUAUGCAAAUCUCAUGUGGGGCGUUGUCGAGGCAAGUUGAGACUUCCCUUUCCAAUGCAUUUCAUCAUUCCGUAAUAAAUAAUAUUGCUUUUUA
This is a messenger RNA of Folsomia candida, 1545 nucleotides long. RefSeq names its product neuroserpin. Gene Ontology annotation, molecular function: serine-type endopeptidase inhibitor activity. NCBI's taxonomy places the organism in Eukaryota, Metazoa, Arthropoda, Collembola, Entomobryomorpha, Isotomidae. The transcript has 8 exons. The record is from RefSeq and is a predicted model, not a curated record. The coding region runs from base 119 to 1348 and encodes 409 amino acids.